Messenger RNA from Photinus pyralis (common eastern firefly), 2536 nucleotides. RefSeq names its product probable 4-coumarate--CoA ligase 1. Bases 229 to 1956 code for a protein of 575 amino acids. The record is from RefSeq and is a predicted model, not a curated record. Gene Ontology annotation, biological process: fatty-acyl-CoA biosynthetic process; long-chain fatty acid metabolic process. Lineage: Eukaryota; Metazoa; Arthropoda; Insecta; Coleoptera; Lampyridae. The transcript has 7 exons. Gene Ontology annotation, molecular function: long-chain fatty acid-CoA ligase activity. Gene Ontology annotation, cellular component: mitochondrion.
UUUUACACAAGAUUAACGACACUGAACAGUGUUACAAAUUUGCUUGUUUUCAUUUUGAAGUGUCAUUAUAUGGCUGUAAUGAUAUUCCGGUUUCAUUAACAAGUUGUACUACUAAAAGAGCAAAAUAUGUAUGUGAUUACCUUCAAUCAGUUAUGCUAACCAACUGUGAGAAAAGAACAUUGUACCUACUCAGUACAUCUCUUCGCUUCCUUCAAUAAACUUGCGAAUAUGAUCAGACCUCCUUAUUUUCGUCGAUGUGUUUGCCUCUUGGCCCAAAGUGUAAGAUGUAAUUCGACCUUUGAUUCUCAUUUACCAAAACCAAAUAUUAUCAAUUCAUCUCUGAGUAGUGUUGAGAUUCCAAACGUAACGGUCCCUCAAUACGUAUACGAGAAUUUUCAUAAAUUUCCUAAUAAAAUUGGAGUGGAAUGCGCUGCAACUGGGCGAAAAUACACGUUCGAAGAGAUCAAGACAAAAUCUGAUAAAUUACGAAAGGCCAUUCGAAAGGUGUUAAAUUUGCAAAAGGGAGAUGUGAUAGCACUUUUACUGCCCAACGUGCCAGAAUUUCCAAUUUGCGUUUUGGGUAGCCUUGAAGCUGGUUUAACGGUCACUACUAUUAAUCCAACUUAUACCGCAGUGGAAGUGAAAUAUCAGUUACUGGAUUCUAAUGCCAAGGCGAUUAUUACGUUAACUUCAUUGAAUCCGCUUGCUCAAGCGGUUACGAAGGAUAUUGAUAGCAAAAUAGCGAUUGUCAAUAUAAAGAAUGAGCCUACAGAGAAUUUACCUGUCGGCGCUAUGAAUUUUGAAGAGCUCGUCAACAUAGAUAUUAAAAUAGACGAAGCCGAGGUUGAUGAUGCAAGUAGUACAGCAUUUUUGUUAUAUUCAAGUGGCACAACGGGCCUGCCGAAAGGUGUCCAAUUGAGUCAUCAGAAUGUGGUUUCCAAUUUGUGUCAAACUAGCCAUCCUUUGCUAAAAAUUGCCCAUGAUACUUCUGAAACCGACCAGGAUGUGGUUCCUGGAAUCUUACCAUGGUUUCACGUGGCCGGUCUAAAUUCAGUUAUGUUGUUAUAUAUGCGCUACUUGUGCAAACUGGUUUCACUUCCCAAAUUUACCCCAGAACUGUUUUUAAAAACUUUGCUUACGCAGAAGCCUCAUUUACUACUUAUUGCACCUCCUAUUGUGUCUUUUAUGGCCAACCACAAUGCAAUCAAAAAGGUGCACUUACAACCAAUUAGAUCAAUUGUGUGCGGCGCUGCACCUCUCGACAGGAACGACGAAGAAAAGUUGGGGCUUAAGAGUGGUAAACAUUUAAACAUAUUGCAAGCAUAUGGCCUAACAGAAGCCUCGCCUUUCAUAUUGGCGACUUCGGCAGUUCGCAAGAAAGCGAUCGGGUUUUCAGGUUCAGUUGGAGAGGUGUUACCAAAUACCAUGGUGAAAGUCGUGCCGCCCGAUAAUCCGCACGCUCCGUCUCUCGGUCCGAAUCUUCCCGGCGAAUUACUAGUCAAAGGACCUCAAGUGGCAGUGGGCUACUACAACAAACCGAACGAUACCAAUAUAUCAUUCGUGAACGGUUGGCUACGAACAGGCGACUUGGUUUAUUACGACACCAAUAAGAUGUUUUACUUUCAAGACCGUCUGAAAGAACUUAUUAAAGUCAAAGGUUUCCAGGUUGCUCCGGCCGAAUUGGAAGAGCUGAUCAGAGCCUUUCCAGAUAUAGCGGACGCGGCGGUCAUUGGAGUUCCUAGUCAACGUUUCGGCGAGGUACCGCACGCCUACGUUGUGGUCAAACCGGACCGAAUCUUAAACACUGAGAAACUGUUGCAACAUGUCUCGAGCAACGUUGCUGAAUACAAGACCUUGAAAGGUGGAAUCACUGUAAUUGAUUCGAUACCGAAAAAUGCAUCAGGAAAAAUCCUUAGACGAGAAUUGAAGUUGCAGUACCAAUCAGAUAAUCGGUAACCCGUUCCUGUAUUUGUGAUCUAUUCGUUUAUUUUUUUGUUCCGCAUUAAACCAUAUUCUCGUCAAUGAAAAAGUAAACUAUCCAUAGAGGAAACAUGCUCGACCAAUAUUAUUAUAAAAACCGUAUAUUACAGAAAAUUAUCUAAUUUAAUUAAGCUUCGACUUUUGGAGGUAGUUGGUUUCACUAAAUCAAUCAAUUUAUAAGCAAAACAUUUUUUGAAUAUUUCUCUUGAGAAAGUUGGAGUAUACUCAUGGAUUUAGACAUAUUUUGGUACGAUUCCAUCAAUUUCUGAAGACUUAUACAGUAUACUCAAUUGGUUGUUAUUCUUUGCCGUAUUAACAAAUUGUUUGCUCUAAUGGUUUUCGAGUUUUUGAAAUUUUCCGAUUGAGACUCCAGCUUCACGCUGAAUAUUGUAAAAUUAUUAACUUUCUGCCUUAAUUUUGUGAACACUUAAUGCAAAGUUGCAUCCCUCUUAGUAGGUAACAUUCUCUUAAACAUGGCCGCCGAUAUCAACAACUAAUCAAAAAUUAGACACUAUUGUCGCCACUGUCUCUAUAAAGUCACUGUAACAGAAACUAA